Messenger RNA from Ceraceosorus guamensis, 1734 nucleotides. RefSeq names its product pyrroline-5-carboxylate reductase. Bases 318 to 1463 code for a protein of 381 amino acids. The record is from RefSeq and is a predicted model, not a curated record. Gene Ontology annotation, molecular function: pyrroline-5-carboxylate reductase activity. NCBI's taxonomy places the organism in Eukaryota, Fungi, Basidiomycota, Exobasidiomycetes, Ceraceosorales, Ceraceosoraceae. The transcript has 5 exons. Gene Ontology annotation, biological process: L-proline biosynthetic process.
AUCAGACUCAAGACUCUUGAAGGGAGCCAAGCCAGCUAGCUGCGGACUUUUUGUUUUUUGUGUUGCUUUCUCGCCACAUCCUCCGAUGCGCACAUCUCCCCCACAUAUCCUCUGCUCUCAAACAAACAGCCCAUCGCUAGACAUCCCACACAAUCUUUGGCGCAACCUUUUUUUGUUUAUUCACGAUUAUUCACCCGCGCCUUUCAACCCAUCAUCGCCUGCUUGCCACCCGCACCCCGCACACGCACCCGCACUCUCCAACCUCACACCAUCGCUUCCCCACACUCGCCUGCAUCCGCCUGGCAACAAGACACACCAUGUCGAGCAGCAGGACCUCGCAGAGCCCAUCAUCCGUGGCAGAGUCCGCGGGCGCGGGCACGAACGCGGGCGCGGGCGCGGGCGGUGCUGUGGGACCACCACCUUACGCGCUGGGUAUCGUGGGUUGCGGUACGAUGGGAAUAGCCAUUCUCAGCGGUAUCCUAGCCUCCUCCAAAGCCUUCGCCGCAGCUGCCCUACUCCAAUCCCAAGCGCAGCAAUCUCAAGCAGCGCAAUCUCGAACAGACGUUGCCAACGAAGCGUUGUCGGAGAGCGUUGCUGAUUUGUUGGGAGAGGGAGGAGGAGAGGGAGGGGAGGAGGAGGAGCGUAGGAGGAUGGAGUUGAAGUACUUGCCUAGCACGUUUUAUGCUUGUGUGGCGCGACAGGAGAGCGGUCGACGGUUGAAGAGCCUGUUCGCAAAUGAGCGCGAGGGCGAGGAGGGGAGCGUGCAGGUGGUCGUGGGCGAUAACCUCUUGGCAGCGCGACGAAGCGAUGUGGUGUUGUUGGCUUGCAAGCCUCACAUGGUGGCGGAUAUCCUGCGAGAGCAGGGCAUGCAGGAUGCUUUGAAGGGCAAAUUGGUGAUUAGCAUUUGUGCGGGAUUGAGAAUACAACAGAUUGCAGCUUGCCUUCAUCCCAGCUCCACCGUGGUCAGGGCUAUGCCCAAUACGCCCAGCAAGAUCAGGGAAGGCAUGACAGUCCUCACUCCCUUACCACCCCUCUCCUCCUCCUCCUCCUCCUCCUCGUCGUCGCACGCGCAAUCUCGCUCGCGUCUCUUGAGCAUCUUCAACGCGAUAGGCAAGUGCAGAUUCUUGGACGAGAAGCACUUCGAUGCUGCGACGGCAUUGGCUGGUAGCGGACCUGCAUUCGCUUGCGUCUUUUUGGAAGCGAUGGCGGAUGGGGGAGUGAUGAUGGGUUUGCCUAGAAAGGAAGCCUUGGAGUUGGCUGCUCAGUCUAUGCAAGGUGCGGCUAGGAUGGUCCUGCAAUCCGGCGCUCAUCCUGCUUCCAUCAAAGAUAGCGUGACCACUCCUGGAGGCUGCACGAUUGCAGGAUUGUUGAAUUUGGAAGAUGGAAAAGUGAGGAGCACGGUUGCGAGGACGAUUCAAGCGGCCGCUGAACACGCCGCCGGUCUAGGUCAAGUCAAAAAGUAGGCGCGGAGGCAUGAUCAGCCGAGAAGGCCCAGGGGGGGAGCGGAAAGAGGGAAAGCGGGGGAAAAGACGUUGGUCGGGCCUGCGGGGGUCAUUCUCAUCGAAACGUGUCCGUCGAAUUCUCGAGUUCAGACAGAGGAGCAGGACGGAGCGGGCGAGCGAGCGAGGCCUGGAGUGGAGAAACUGGACGCGAAGGGAAUGGGGGAACCCAUGCGAUGGAAAUUUUUUGGAAAUUUGGAAGGGGGGGAUGCGACAAUGAUGAUCAUUUUGCUUU